UUCCUAGCUUUGCAACAUCUCAAGCUAGCACUUACAAAUUAAAUUUAAUUUGUUCUUCCAUUUCUUGGGUAGCACCAGCACCAUAUAUAAAAGAAAAAGAAAUGGCAUUCAGCGGGACACAACAGAAAUGUAAGGCUUGUGACAAAGUUGUUCAUUUCGUUGAAUCCCAAUCUGCAGAUGGCGCUAUUUAUCACAAGAACUGCUUCAGAUGCAGCCACUGCAAUGGCCGUCUCGCGAUAAGCAACUACUCAUCGAUUGAGGGAGUUUUAUAUUGCAAGCCUCACUUUGAGCAACUUUUUAAGGAAAAUGGUGCUACCUUGAUGAGGAGAUCGCUGUCAUCUGGAAAGCAACAACAGCCUGAUGUGCCCAAGAAACAACCAAGCAGACUGGCCUCCUUCUUCUCUGGGACUCAGGAUAAAUGUUCAGUUUGUAAGAAAACUGUCUAUCCAUUGGAAAAGUUAACUGUGGAAGGGGAGUUUUUCCACAAAUCAUGCUUUAAGUGCACACAUGGAGGGUGUUCCCUGAACCCUUCAUCGUAUGCAGCAUUGGAUGGAUUCCUUUAUUGCAAGCCGCAUUUCUCUCAGCUCUUCAAAGAGAAAGGUAGCUACAGCCAUCUCUCCAAGACAGCUUCCCUGAGGAAGCAGCAAGAAGAAGACAAGGCCGACAAAGCCGACACAACGGAAGACACAGACCCGGCCGCCGCACCGGCAUCGGCAGAGGCAGCAGCUGAAGCUGAGGAUGCUCCCGUCACACCGCAAGAUCAGUAACCAUAUUCAUGAAUCCAUUGCAUGCAACCACGCUUCAUUGCCCGCCUUUAGUGUUUCUUCAUGCCUCUCUAAUUUUGGUUCUACUUAAAUUCUUUGUUCUUUUAUUUAUUUAUUGAGUUUUGUGUUAACCACAGGCGCCUUAAACCCCAAAAUUAAUGAAAUUAUCAAAGGAUUAUUUGAAAA
This is a messenger RNA of Arachis ipaensis, 950 nucleotides long. Its product is annotated as LIM domain-containing protein WLIM2b-like. Lineage: Eukaryota; Viridiplantae; Streptophyta; Magnoliopsida; Fabales; Fabaceae. The record is from RefSeq and is a predicted model, not a curated record.